Chironomus riparius is the source of this 1104-nucleotide messenger RNA. The record is from the annotation of a GenBank genome assembly. Lineage: Eukaryota; Metazoa; Arthropoda; Insecta; Diptera; Chironomidae.
AUGCAACGACUUUUUUAUUCAUUUCUGCUGCUGUCAGUGUUACUUUUAUGCAGUCAUACCAAGGCUGAUGAUGAUGAUGAUGAAGAAAUAACAACAGAAGUGCCUUCCAAAUGUGAAUACAAUGAACAAUUAGUUGGUGACGAAUGCAUUGACUCUUGUUAUGUCCACAAAUUUUGUGGAGAGAAUACAACAUGCUCAUCAAGCUUCCAGACAUACUGUUCAUGUAAAAGAGGCUAUACUGGAGAUCCACUUGGAGGCUGCUUUAAAAUGGAUGAAAAAUGUCCAUGCUCACCAAACCCGUGUGGUCCCAACUCUGAGUGUAUUGAGUCAGAUCCAGAAAUCGGACCACAUUGUAGAUGUAAGAAGGAUUUCUAUGACUGGCCACCAAAUUGUCGUCCUGGAUGUAAAAACGAUGAUGAAUGUGGCGCUACAGAAAUUUGUAAUCGGUUCAAUACAUGUGAAGAGCUUUGUGAUCCAACAAGAUGCGGUGACAAUUCAGUCUGUCGUGUCGACAAGAAGAAAAAGACAAUGCACUGUUCAUGUAAAGACGGAUUUGUCCCUGAAACCAAAACAGGCUGUAGACCAUGGGCAACUAGUGAUGAUGACAUUCCAGCUGACUUCUUUGCUGAAGUUCUUAAUGACAAAUGUAAUGGUGAAUGUGGAUACAAUGCAUAUUGUGGACCUGAAGAUAAAUGUGUUUGCACCACUGACUAUGUUGGAGAUCCAUAUAAAGAAUGUGCUGUAAUACAGCCUGCACGUUCCGGUCCAUGCAAUCCAAAUCCAUGCGGUGGUCUCUCUGAGUGUACAGUCGUUAAUAAUGAGGUUGAAUGCUUAUGUAAAGAAGGCUUCGGAACUCCACCAUAUUGCUCAAAAUGUAAUUCAAAAUUAGAUUGCUUACCAGACCAAAUAUGCGCUGAUGGUGGACGUUGUGUAGCAGAUGUUUGUAAGGGAUUCUGUGGCGAGAAUGUCAGCUGUAAUAUAUUUGAAGGCAAGCUUGAGUGCAACUGUAAAGUUCAACCUGUAAAUACUCAUAGUAUGCCAUUUUUGAGUUGUCCUGAUGUUGGCUUUAUAUCAGCUGCUGCUAUUGCUGUAUUGUCUGGAUAG